CUGACUAGCGAAUGAACAGGGGUUUGGCUGGUCUGUUGCCGUCCAUGGGGAGACAAAUUAGAGUACUACAAAUUUUCCCACUCAGCUUUUUCCCCUGCUACAGUUUGUUACUCUUCCAUUUCCCAUCUACAGUAACUGCUCAACUCUUCAGAAAAUUAGGUCCAAGUUUCCACUAUCUCUUCAACUUCAAGCUUUGUGAUAACAAUUCAUGGCUAUUCAUUCUUUUGCCUUUUGCUUCAGUGGAAUAUUCUCUUCAGAAAUUAACUUAAUUUGUGUGUAAUUAAGUACACUGUUAGAGUGUGUUUCAUAUGGAGGAUAACAUUUUUCAGAAAAUAUUUUUUAAUUUUUUCAUGUUUGAUUGAUCAAAAUAUUUUCUUCUGAAAAACAAGUUAAACAUGAGUAGAAUGACUUCCUGAUGGAAGUAGAGAAAACUGUUGGGUGUGUGAAAAAAGUAACAUAUUGAUAGCUGAAAAGAAAAAAUAGCUACUUAUGUUAGAUUGUUAAUGGUGUGAGGCCUUUAGAAAAACCACGGGGAUAAGUCCAAAGUGAACAAUAUCAGUUUAGUCCAACAAAAACAAGUGACCCACCACCCCUUGACCAUCUAUGGUGCCCGUGACUUGCAAGUCGGAGUUUUAUCAUAAGAGCAUCUAGUUGAUGAGUAAUUGAAAGUUCACUGGAAGUUCGAUAUUAAUAUCUAGGCAUAUGGAAUUAUCAGAUAUGAAACAGGAUAAUGAACAGGUAAAAUUGGGGGAAAAGAAAAAUGAUGGAAUUGUAGUUAAUGAAAUAGCAGGAAAACGGCAAACAUGUUACGGAGUGGUGGGCGGAAAAAAAAAAAAAAAAAAAGAAAUAAAAUGGUUUGUGUUAUAACUUUGAAUUUUGCAAGGUGUUGUUAGAUCAUAAGCCGGAAGCGAAAAUACAUAUGGAUCAUAACGGGUAGAAAUGACUUUUAUGUUGACUUCUUCAUGCUUACCAUUCUCAUUUACAGUCAUGAUCUAUAAUAUUUGAACUCUCUUUUGACUGUUUUUGAUGUGCAUAUGUCAUGGAAAAGUUCCCGGUGUGAUUGUUUCGAUUAUCUAUUAAAUCUUGUCGAUUCUAUGUGUAUUUAUACUUACUUAUUCGACCGUAUUUAUUUAAGGAAGAGCAUUGCCAAAUGAUAAUGGGCCAUUACAGGAUGAAUCUGCCCUUGUUGUGUUGUGUGCUUUGAAGAAAUGCUCGUUGAUUUUAUUCCCACCUCAAGUGGGAUAUCAUCGUCUGAAUAUCUCGUCUUUGUGGUCCGUCAACUUUCAUUGGGAGGUAAAAUAUUGCAUUUUUUUCUUUAGUCUUUCUGAACUUUAGGUAUUGAUCCUUAAUUAGAGAACUAAGCUGAUAUACAGGACAGCUCCCCACGGUUCACAAGUGUACAUAGACAUAGCAUUUAAAUCAGGCAUGUGUGGGACUUCUAGCUUGACUACUCAUACAUUGUCAGCCCUCAUUCUUUUGGUUUAAGCACAAGUUUAUGAUUAACUCUGUUUGUUAUCAUUAACUUGUUCUGUUUAUAAUCUGGCUCCUAUAACUAUCUUAGUCAUCAGGAGAGUUUAGAAGUACCAAGACCAUUCACAUGAUUGGAAACUAUGACACAUUCUUGCAAUUUCAUUAUCCCUAAUUCAUGGAUCUGAAGUAUUCAUUUAUGAAACAUACACUACCCAAAAUUACCCCUAUUACUAAGGUAAUACAACACCUAAAUAGCGUAAAUGCAUGUCAACUUAAAAAAAAAAAUAGACUAUUUCUAAAGCUGACUUUAUAGCUUUUGCAUAUAUAGUAUCUGUACAAGAAUAGGCCUUCUUCUGUUCUAACAGUGCAAAUUCUUCUGCUCUAAACUGUAAACUGUCUUUGUAUGCAUCAGUCAUCUCCUUAUUGCUAAAAUGUCAUGUCCAUCACUGCAUCAAGUGAGCAAUUUGUGGUGGAGUUACAAAAGCAUGAUUUUAUGCGUUUCAUCCAAACUACGAAAUGUAUUUCUACCCAGAUAGCUUUGCUUCUCGUGGAGAUUCUUAACUAUUAAGACUUCUCUAUUCGUCUGCUAUUGCGAAGAUGUAUAUUUAUUCUAUGUAUCUUUGGCUAGACUACUCGAUUGUGAUAGGUGAUGCAAACUAUACUCUGGCAGGCAAAAUUUUUUCGUUAUGGUUCCAUAUGUUUAAUUUCAGAACCAUGCAAAUCAGCUCAUAUUGUCCUAUGAUCUCAAUUUGAGGCUUCACUGCAUGGCCAUCUGCAGAAAGUGCUAGAAAAGGCAUGCUUAGCAUAUGGGGAACUGCUGAUAAGUUACCUGGGAUCACCAAAUAUGAUGAUGCUGAUGUUCAUAAGUUGUACCGCCCGAAUCUCUGGUUACUUCUCGGCACUGAAGGUCCAGAAGGUUGCCAAUAUUACGCCAAGGUGAGCUUCUAAUUUCUGGUAAAACUCAUUCUUAAUUAUUAGUCUGCACUCUGCAUGCGUGUCAGUUUGUUCUUCCUUGUUGUAUGUUAACCUGAUUUUAAUGUUUCCUCUCUUCACAAGCUGUUGAUGUGUGUCAACAAAAGGUUCAGUAAUCAUGUAUCAGACUUGAAGAUUAUCACAGUGUAGUCCUUCCUGGUUGGUAUAACUGUAGCUUUUGAACCAUUUUUUUUUUUUUUGCGAGACCAUAAAAUUUAUCCAAAUUCCAAAGCAUAUUGAUCAAUCACUAGUACACUUGGUUCUCAUUCCUUGAAUUAUUAUUGCCUUAGUCAAUACUCCGACAACAUUCAAUAUUAUUCACUAGAUUAAAACAGGGCUAUAAUGCCUAAUUCGGUUUUCUUUUGUCAACCAUAAUGAGGAUGCAAAUUAACGGCUAUUUCUUGGAAAGCCCGUUAGAGGUUAUUUGAGGCUUAUUUUUCUCCUUCUGCUUGACUAUUCAGAGUUUUUGAUAAAUAAUUUAUAUUUCAAAUUUUCAGCUUGUUUGACAACAUCUUGCUCAAAUAGGAUUAAACUACAUGGUAACAAUUGUAAGAACAUUAAGAAUUAUGUGCAUCUUUGGGGCAAAUUUUUUUACUGAAGCACUGGUCAGUGGUCAUGCCAGUAAUCACCUUCCUAAGAUUUCUAGUCAUCUGAAAUUGCAUGAAUCAUGAAAAACAGGAAUUAAGUGGACGAGUUAAGGUUUUAAAGGUGGAUUCUGUGGAUACAACGGGUGCUAGAGAUGCUUGUGUAGCUGGAAAUUGGAAUAUUGUCACAAUUAGUGCUCCAUUAUACUUUCUUUUCUUUUGUUUGUUGAGUAGUCACUUCCCUUAUUAACUCCUUCACCUUCUCUAUUAUCUCUUAAGUACCUGGCGUGUGAAAUGCUUCUUUCACCUGCUAGAUUCUGUUUCUUGUGUGCAUUAGAAUCUGCUUAUUCAGGACGUAGAAGAUUGAACGACAUAAGAUUAUUUGAGUGUAGAUGUGUAUAUUCUACUCUAAGAUUGAAACUUCUUAUAAUUAGGUACGAAAAUAAUUAAUUUGCUUGUACGAUCUAGCGGUAGAAAACAGCUAAAAGAUUAAUAUUUGGCACAAUUAUCUUGCAAACUAAGUACUAAAGGGUGGACCACCAUACAAGCAAAUGAUUCAAUGGAACCCGUUUUGUCAGGCCAACUGUUUUUAAGCAAAUUAGAUAUAGAAUAUAUACUAUGAUCGACCAGUUCGGCACAUAUCUGAUCAUAAUAUAUUGGCAAAGGCUUCAAAACUUAAGGCAAAAGUUGCUGGCACAAGAAAAAAACUAGCCACGUCAAUUAGGUGCCAGUACGCUCAUUUGAAAGCAUAUGAAUAGGAAUAAUUGUGGAUUUUCAUCAUAUAGUUUAACUCUUGCAAUGAAUUUGGAGAGGUUUGCGCUGAUCUAGGAAUUGCUUCAUAUCCAUUAAAGAAAAUGUUAUACCUAGCCUGUAUUAAAAAACACAGUUCAAGUAUCAACUUUUUUUGAGUUUCCGAUGUGAGAGUUUCCUACCUAAAUUAUUAACAACUAGUUUGCAAAACACACCUCAAAACUGAUAGUUGAGGUGUAUUUUGCAAGCUAGUUGGUGAUAGUUUAGGUACGAAAAGUGAAUAAGUGAUAGUUCAGUUGUGUUUUGCAAACUAACUCAUGAUAGUUUAGGUAGAAAACUCUCACAUCUGAUAGUUCAGGUAAGAAACUCAAAAAAAGGUGAUACUUGAGGUGUGUUUUUUUACCCUUAACCCAUUAUUAUAUGAUGUUUGGUGGAUUAAAUCUCGAUACAUUUAACAAUGAGAAGUUAUUGAGAUAGGAAAUGUUCAACAUGUCAUUUUAAAAGCAUGAGAGAGGAGCAAUAGCGCUUGAGUGUUUUUUAUGAUAUGCGUUAAUUAUUUUUCCCUUUAUUGUUUGAUGCAACUAUGCUUAUUAAUCAAAUAUUGGAAACUUUUAACUAAUUUAGAUGCACAAAUUCAACUUGGCUUUCAUUUGGGGUUUGUCCUCUCUUUUUAUGAUUCAAGAUGACAGUAUAGCCUGUUUAAUACUACUAGUUAUGAUUUAUGAGUCUGAAUUAUUAUAGGAUGAAAACAGCUCCAGCACAAAAUGUUAUAAUAACUGACCACGUAUGGAUGCACAUUAUUCAUCACUUUGGUACAUUGUUGUAUUUGAAAGUAAUCCUAAUUCUUGGUUUCAGAUACAAUUUCUUUAAUUGGUCCCUCAAGUAUCUCAAUUAUGAAUUUGUUAUUUCCGUUAAUGAUCUUUGAUUAUGGAUGGCUAUCUCUCUCUCUCUCUCUCUCUAGACCCUUUUAGAGUUUAUCCACAAAACGUCCAUGUCCUAAGGCUAAGGGUAUCCAUACUUUAUUAGAGAUCUCCCCCUUUAUAACUCCAAAAUAAGUCAUUUUCUUGGAUCUAAGUGACUGAAAAUUAGACUAAUCACAAAGAACAACAAACUUUGCCAUAUUCAUUAGAAAAGAUUUGUAAAUAAAAAACAAUAGUUAAAGAAUGGCUGAGGCUGAAGAUCCACAAGACAUAGCUGAUCGAGAACGAAUCUUCAAGCGUUUUGAUGCAAAUGGUGAUGGACAAAUCUCUGCAUCAGAACUUGGAGAGACCUUGCAGGCCCUGGGUUCUGUUACUCCUGAAGAAGUUAAGUAUAUGAUGGAUGAAAUUGACACUGAUAAAGAUGGUUUCAUUUCCUUUCAAGAGUUCACAGAUUUUGCUCGAGCCAACCGAGGCUUGAUUAGGGACGUUGCUAAAAUUUUCUAGUUUCCUCUUUGAAUAUAUCUCACCAUUUUGUUAUGGAUUUAAUUUAUAUGCACUGUCUAUUAGUGUAUUUUAACAUGUAGUAGGUAUUUGCCUUAUUUUCCUGAUUAUUUUUUCUCAUUUAAUGGGUGGUUACUUGUAGUUUUGUUUAGGCAAUAUGAUAGUGUGAAGAUUCUUUUAUUCAGUCAGGGUAUAGAAGUUAAAGUCGAUAUCGGUCCAUCAAGAAUUUCUCCCGUCUUUUUUUCUUGUUAAAGAAACCGUUUAAUUUUUAGUUAAACUGUAACCUCCAUUUUGCUUACAUCAUAUUGAGGUGGACUGUAUGUAUCUUUUUUCAUUUAAUUUGUGUGGUAUACAACAAAAUUUGUCGUUGUUUUU
This is a messenger RNA of Lycium ferocissimum, 5572 nucleotides long. Its product is annotated as polcalcin Nic t 2. Gene Ontology annotation, molecular function: calcium ion binding. The record is from RefSeq and is a predicted model, not a curated record. The transcript is spliced from 3 exons. Lineage: Eukaryota; Viridiplantae; Streptophyta; Magnoliopsida; Solanales; Solanaceae. Bases 4940 to 5200 code for a protein of 86 amino acids.